UAGCGCUCGUGACCCCAAGGCUGAUUUCCAUCCUCCCUGCCCUGGCUUGCGUGACCUAGUCGGCCCUGUAAUAUCCUACGCUAAUCUGGUCUCACUGUCCUCCCCCUCCCCCUUCUCCCAUCCUAAUAAUGGAUCACCUGUAAGCACCUCUUAUGUGUUCAGGACUCCGGGACUAUUCAUAUUUUUUCCUUUCUAAGAUGAGUUAUUUUCGACCUUUCGAAAUGAAUUCGGUUGUGUUUUCCUCUCCUCUUUCUCCUGACCUUAUGAUGUGAGCACUUUGGGUUGAUUUGGUGAACCAUGCAUCAUCUUCUCUACGCCCAUGUCUUCUUGUGCUGCUUCAGUGUGGCCCAUUCCUUUUGUCCUUCCCAGUGCACUUGUGUUUACCACGGACGGAGUGAUGGAAUGGGGACCAGAUCGGUGAUAUGCAAUGACCCAGACAUGUCCGACAUCCCCGUCAACGUCCCCGUGGAUACAGUCAAACUGCGGGUGGAGAAGACAGCUGUGCGGCGCAUCCCCACCGAGGCCUUCUACUACCUGAACGACCUGCGCUACCUGUGGAUCACCUACAACUCUAUCUCCUCUGUGGACCCUGCCGCCUUCUACAACCUCAAGGUCCUCCACGAACUGCGUCUGGAUGGGAACCUGAUUUCCACCUUCCCCUGGAAGUCCCUGAAGGAGAUGCCCAGUCUGAGGACGCUGGAUCUUCACAACAACCGCUUGACCACUGUGGCCGUGGAGGCUACCCCAUACCUGGUCAACAUCACCUAUCUGGAUAUCUCUAGCAACAAGCUGACCACUCUGUCUUCGGACUUCGUGGAUAUCUGGCCGCCUUUCAAUGGAAUGCCCGUCUCCUCCAACUUGUCCCAGAAAGUGGUGCUAGGUCUUCAGGACAACCCGUGGGUCUGCGACUGCAGGAUCUCCAAGCUGAUCGAGCUUUCCAAAAUGUCUAACACGUCAGUGGUACUAAUGGACCAGUUCCUGUCUUGCAGCGGGCCUGAAAACCUGGCUGGUGUUAUGUUCCAAAGGGUGGAACUGGACCAAUGUCUCAAGCCAUCCGUCAUGAUGUCAGCCACCAAGAUCACAGCCUCGGUGGGCAGCAAUGUGCUCCUGCGGUGUGAUGCCAUGGGUUACCCCACGCCUACCCUCAUCUGGACUACUUCAGAUGGCUCACGUGUCAACAACACAGUUGUCGAGGAGUCUCCAGGAGAGGGUGUCCGAUGGUCCAUCAUCAGCCUGAAUGGGGUCUCGUACAAAGACAAUGGGGAGUACAGCUGCAAGGCUAAGAACUUUGCCGGCAAUGCAGAGGCUGCCAUCACCUUGUCUGUGGCAGGUUAUGUCACUACAAACAUGCCUCCAGAGAGGCCAGACAUAGAGGCUGCAGGGAAUAGCCCAUCCACAACGUCCUCUACUCCUGAAACUGGCUUCUCAAACUCCCCUAGUGCCCCGUCUACCACCACCGCCCCACCUACCACCACGCAUCCAGCCAUCUUGCCACCCAUCCUCACCAAGAAGAAACCCACGCCCAGCAACGUGCAGCAGAUAGCACCAUCCAAACCAUCCGAAACCCCGCAAGGCAGCGACAGGAAGCUAGCAGCGGAUCAGAGUGAAAAGAAAGAUGCUUCCAAGUCUGUCCAAGAUCUCGAGAUCGUGGAGGAAACGCCAGAUAGCGCGGUUCUACUCUGGACGACCGAAGGUUUGCCGAGCAAUGCACCUCUCACCGUUGUUUACUCCACUUAUGAUGAGGAGGACAACUCCAAAAGGACAAUGGAUACCGAUGCCGGGAGUGGCAAAGUUCUACUCGAAGGCUUGACUUCUGGAAUGAGGUACCAGGUUUGUCUGGUUUCCAAGGGAAGUGCCGCGGGAAAAGACCCCUGUAUCAACUUCUUUACUCUGGAUCUUGUUGAGGACAAUGCUGCGAACAAGCUGCUGAUGAUCAUCAGCAGCUUUGCCUGCGCUGUGGCUUUACCUGUCAUUGGUUUGCUGGUCUACAAGAUCCUCUCACUCUAUUGCAGGAGCAAUGUGCCUUCUUCGGACGAGGAGCUAUCUAAAGACACAUAUGUGAAGUUUGAGACAAUAUCAAUGAAGCAGAGGACCUUCAACGCUAAUCCCGCUGAAUUUAAGACCUACAGGCAGACCAAUGAGUCCCAAGAGAGGAUGCUCCUCUGCUCCAGGUCGAGCAUUGACUCACAGAUGACAUACAAGAGUGACAGUUCCAGAUCAGAAUUUUUGUGCUAGCGUUAGAUUAAGACUCUACAUGACUCGAAAGUUAAUACUAAAUCUGGAGAAUAUUUUUGAGGAAAACUACAAGGUUUUGCGUGUUCAAAACUUUUAUGACAAUAAUUGCCAGAUGAAUCACUGUUUGUUACAGCCUUAAUUUCUUUGUAAUAAAAAACAACAACUUUGAGAUACAGUUACCUCAAAGUAUUGGGACAGUGACAAAUGUUUUGUUGUUUGUAUUCCAGCAAUUUGGAUUUGAAAUGAUACAAUGACUAUGAGGUUUAGUGCAGACUGUCAGCUUUAAUUUUACUUAUAAUUUGAUUUAUAUGUGUAUUUAAGUAGUCAAACGUGUAUUAUAUGGUCCCAUAUUCCUAGCACACAAUAAUUAUAUGUUGGAUGCAUUUGCUGUUUGUUUUGGUUGUAUUUCAGAUUAUUUUGUGCCCAAUAGAAAUGAAUGGUAAAUAAUGUAUUGUGUCAUUUUGGAAUCACUUCAAUUAUAAAUAAGAAUAGAGUAUAUUUGUAAACACUUCUACAUUAAUGUGGAUGCUACCAUGGUUACGGAUAGUCCUGAAAGAGUUGUGAAUAAUAAUGAGUGAGAAAGUUACAGACCGGCAAGACAUGCUAACCUCUGACCAUUGCAAUAACAUGGGAGGUUAGCAUUUUUUGGCGGGUUUGAAAUUUAUGCCUCCAUAACUUUCUCACUCAUCAUUAUUCAUUAAGGAUUAUCCGUAAUCAUGGAUGCAAGUGUUUAGAAACAUCUCUUAUUCUUAUUUACAAUAAAAGUGACUCCAAAAUGAUGCAAUACCAUACUAAGCAUUCAUUAUUAUUGGGAACAAAAUAAUCUGAAACACAACCAAAAUAAAAAACAGCAAAUGUUUCCAACAAAUGAGUAGAAUCACAGGCUUGAUGUAGUCAUUGCACACUAUGAAUAUUGGACCAAAUAUUAACUUUUUACUAUUUGAAUAGUGGCAUCGAUAAUGGUACAGGAGGGAGGCUGAUGUUUUACAGGCUCCUAACCAACUGUGGUAUUUUUAAUUUUUAUUGCAUUGUCUGUAAUUUAUUUUGUACAUAAUGUUACUGUUACCGUCUCUUGUGACCGAAAAGUGCUUCUGGAUAUCAGAACAGCGAUUACUCACCUCAAACUGGAUGAAGACUUUUCUUUAAUGAGUUUGACGUGAAGGAUAUACUGCUUCUCGGAGACCAGGCCAAAAUCCUCAUCAUUCGCAUGAAUAAAAUAAGGAAAUAAAUGGGGCAGAGAUCGGGGUGCCUUGUGAGAAUUAAUCGAUGAGCGGGUAACUCUCUUCUACCAUCCGUUCUAUUGGCCAACGUGCAAUCAGACAUUAAAAACUGGAAUAUCUUAUGUUUCACCAUGUCGUGGCUGAACUGCGACACGGAUAAUACACAGUUGGCUGAGUUUUUCUACCUGUCAAUAACAGCUGGUGCGUGAUGUCUAAUAUUAAGGAAGUCUCGAGGUAUUGCUCGCCUGAGGUAGAGUACCUCAGUGGUUGGUCAGACUGUUUUGCUAUCACAGACUGGAAUAUGUUCUGGGAUUCAUCCAAUGGCAUUGAGGAGUAUACCACCUCAGUCAACAGGUGCAUCAAUAAGUGCAUCAACAACAGCGUCCGCACGGUGACCAUAGGUACAUACCUAAACCAGAAGUCAUGGAUUACAGGCAACAUCUGCAUUGAGCUAAGGCUAGAGCUUCAAGGAGCAGGACACUAAUCCGGAACCUUAUAAUAAAUCCCGCUAUGCCUUCAGACGAACCAUCAAACAGGCAAAGCGUCAAUACAGGACUAAGAUUGAAUCCUACUCCACCGGCUUUGAUGCUCGUCGGAUUUUGCUGGGCUUGCAAACUAUUACAGACUGCAAAGGGAAACCCAGCCGCGAGCUUCCCAGUGACGUGAGCCUACCAGAUGAGCCAAAUGCCUUUUAUGCUCGCUGUCGAGGCAAGCAACACUGAAGCAUGCAUGAGAGCACCAGCUGUUCUGGACGACUGUGUGAUCACGCUCUCCGUAGCCAAUGUAAGCAAGACCUUUAAACAGGUCAACAUUCACAAGGCCGCAGGGCCAGGCGGAUUACCAGGACGUGUACUCAGAACAUGCGCAGACCAACUAGCAAGUGUCUUCACUGACAUUUUCAAUCUCUCCCUGACCAAGUCUGUAAUACAUACCUACAUGUUUCAAGCAGAUCACCAUAGUCCCUGUGACAAAGAAAGCGAAAGUAACCUGCAUAAAUGACUACCGUCCCAUACCACUCACGUUGGUAGCCAUGAAGUGCUUUGAAAGGCUGGUUAUGGCUCAUGUCAACACCAUCAACCAGGAAACCUUAGACCCACUCCAAUUUGCAUACCGCCCUAACAGAUCCACAGAUUACUCAAUCUCAAUCGCCCCUACCCACCUGGACAAAAGGAACACCUAUGUGGGAAUGCUGUUCAUUGAUUACAGCUCAGUGUUUAACACCAUAGUGCCUACAAAACUCAUCACUAAGUUAAGGACCCUGGGACUAAACACCUCCUUCUGCAACUGGAUUCUGGAGUUCCUGACCGGCCAACCCCAGGUGGUAAGGGUAGGUAACAAGACAUCUGCCACGUUGAUCCUCAACACGGGGGCCCCUCAGGGAUGCAUGCUUAGUGCCCUCCUGUACUGCCUGUUCACCCACAACUGCGCGACCAUACAUGAGUCCAACACCAACAUUAAGUUUGCGGAUGACACAACAGAGGUAGGCCUGAUCACCAACAAACAAUGAGACAACC
Oncorhynchus nerka (sockeye salmon) is the source of this 4969-nucleotide messenger RNA. Its product is annotated as leucine-rich repeat, immunoglobulin-like domain and transmembrane domain-containing protein 3. The transcript has 4 exons. Bases 298 to 2235 code for a protein of 645 amino acids. NCBI's taxonomy places the organism in Eukaryota, Metazoa, Chordata, Actinopteri, Salmoniformes, Salmonidae. Gene Ontology annotation, molecular function: protein binding. The record is from RefSeq and is a predicted model, not a curated record.